This is a messenger RNA of Cadophora gregata, 399 nucleotides long. RefSeq lists its product as uncharacterized. Lineage: Eukaryota; Fungi; Ascomycota; Leotiomycetes; Helotiales; Ploettnerulaceae. Bases 1 to 399 code for a protein of 132 amino acids. The record is from RefSeq and is a predicted model, not a curated record. The transcript has a single exon.
AUGCGAACAUCAAUUUUUGCAUGUCCCAAAGAGGGGCAUGGUGGGGUGCAUAUUUGGUAUGACAGUACGGAGGUACGGAGGUACGGAGGUAAAGCAUGGAAGCUGUUGACAUGUACGAGACAGGUAUUCACUGUGUCAAUAGGGGCUGAAGUGGAAGGGAGGACUUGGCUGGCUGGAUCCCUAGAAUCCCUUCUGAAGGCUGAAAGGGCUGACGAUGGUGUCGUGGUCUGGUUGCAGUGGUUAUUUAAGGAAGGAAGGGCCGAAAUCAAAGUCGGUUGCAUAUCAGCCAACACAGAAUUUCCUGAUGGGGACAUUCCAAGCUUCUGGCCAUCGGAUACAAGCAUGUCGGCAAAGCUGCUACAAAGCACGUGUGUUAAAAUGAGAGAAGAGACCUCGUAG